Molecule: messenger RNA, 861 nt
Organism: Lachancea fermentati
Lineage: Eukaryota; Fungi; Ascomycota; Saccharomycetes; Saccharomycetales; Saccharomycetaceae
Source: the annotation of a GenBank genome assembly
AUGGCAAAAAGGUCCAGAGAAGAAGGUCCUGCCGACAGACGGAAGAAAUUCAGAUUUUCCUCUGGUACCCUCGAGCCCUGUGUUUCUGGCAUUUAUGCUACAUGCUCAAGAAAACAUGAAAAGCAAGCAGCUCAAGAGUUGGGUAUCCUUUUUCAGGAAAAACUAGAAGAAUAUUACGCUAAUGAGCUUAGCUCGCUGAAUAAGAAUGAGGCUGGUGAUCAAAACAGUGAGGAAUUGUCUGUUGAGGAUCAGAUAAAAAAGGAACUGGAAGCACUUCGCUCAAAGCCCAAAGGUCACAAGAACAAGGAAAUAUUAAAGUUCAUUGACUUGAAUUGCGAAUGUGUGAUUUUUUGUAAAACACGUUCUCCAAUCGUUCCUGAAGUGUUUGUCCAUAAGCUGAUGGAAGAAUUUUCAGAUCCUAAGAGCUUACAAAAAAGAACAAGGUACGUCCAAAAACUGACUCCAAUUACAUUUUCAUGUAACGCUUCUCUUUCUGAGCUAGAAAAGCUAUGUGACAAAGUUCUCAAGCCACAUUUUCACAUGGAUAAUGGUGUAAACUACACUUUUGCAAUUGAGAUUACUAGAAGAAACUUUAAUACUAUAGACAAAAUGGAAUUGAUACAAAAAGUGGCCAGUGCAGUUGGAAAAGGUGGUAAAUACAACCACAAGGUUGAUCUGAAGAAUUAUGAUAAGCUCAUCCUAGUUGAAUGCUUCAAGAAUAACAUUGGUAUGUCCGUGGUCGACAGCGAUUAUCGUGAGAAGUUCAAGAAAUACAACAUUCAGCAAAUCUUUGAGGCCAAGUUCAAGGACCAAAAGGAAAACACCGAGGCUGCUGAAAAACAAAUCACUAAAAAGAAGUGA